GGCCGCGACCUCGCCGCCGUCUCCGACGGGCAGGCGCGCCGGCUGGAUGCGCGCCGUUUCGCGACGACCUUCGACCGCCUCGAGCACGCGAGGCUGGAGUGGGAGGCCUCCGAGGCUAUCUCUGCGGCCGCCGGCGCCCUGGCUUCGGCGCGCGCCGCGCGGAAGCUGAGGGGGAGGGCCGGGGUGCUCCAGGCGCGGGCUCAACCGCUUCAGCCCGAUCGGCAACUUCAUGGCCUUGGAAGGCCCAUCGAUUCCGAACCCGCUCGGCGGCUACAUGGCGGCGUCGCCGCCACCGAGGGCAGAUCGGGUGCAGUCGCUACUGCGUGGGCGUCGCACUCCGACGCGAAGCCAAAUGACAUCCACGGCGCCCGCCGCUACCUGCGCGACUGGGCUGUGGGCGAUUGGACCUCAAGGCAUCGACCUUCAGGCAGAUCUGGAGUGACCAACGUGAAUCGCAUGACGACCAACAGCACCUCCUGCGAGACCUACGUGAGCAAGCAUUGCAAACCACUGCCACACAGUGGACAGUGGACCAGUUCGACGCUGCGAUCACAGGCCUACCCGACCGAG
Molecule: messenger RNA, 570 nt
Organism: Prorocentrum cordatum
Lineage: Eukaryota; Dinophyceae; Prorocentrales; Prorocentraceae
Source: the annotation of a GenBank genome assembly